AUGCUGUGUGCAAUCUCUGGAGAGGCUCCGCAAGUGCCUGUCAUCUCUCCCAAGAGCGGCAGCGUAUUCGAAAAGCGCUUGAUUGAAGCAUAUAUCGCUGAACAUGGAAAGGAUCCCGUGAAUGGCGACGAGCUUGCAGCCGACGAACUGAUUGAUGUCAAAUCGCAGCGCGUUGUUCGUCCUCGCCCCCCUACCCUAACAUCUAUCCCUUCUCUUCUCAGUGUUUUCCAAGAAGAAUGGGAUGCGCUCGCCCUCGAGACAUACACCCUCCAGCAGAACCUCUCACAGACCCGCCGCGAGCUCAGUUCCGCCCUAUACCAGCAUGAUGCUGCCGUGCGGGUGAUCGCACGAUUGACAAAGGAACGGGAUGAAGCCCGUGAUGCUCUGUCGAAGAUUAGUGUUGGUGCCAGUCAUGCUCCGGCUGAUGGCGAGGCCAUGCAGGUGGAUUCAGAAGGCCUGCCCCAGGCAGUGUUGGAGCGAAUUGACAACACACACACUACUCUUUCAAAGACCCGGCGCAAGCGCGCUGUUCCUGAAGACUGGGUCACAGCUGAUGCUAUUUCUGCAUUCAAGCCCACCGAAACAUCCGAACCUCUGUACCCAGGCAGCCGAGCCUUGUCGAUCGAUUCUACGGGAGAUCUUGCCUUGUUUGGUGGUGCUGAUGGUGUUGUCGGUGUCUAUUCUCUCUCCCAAAAGACUGUGGUUCAGACUCUUAAGACAGAUGGUCCGGUGACCGAUGCAACAUGGGCUGGUAACAAGGCUAUCGUUGGUUCAGCCACAGGCACUGUCAAAGUCUUUGAAAAUGGCAGUGAGGUGGCAAGCUUCGCCUCCCAUGCUGGCGGUGUGACUGCUCUUGCUGUGCAUGCAACUGGUGACAUUGUUGCCUCUGUGGGUGUGGACAAGAGCUAUGUGCUCUACGAUCUGGCUACAAGCACUGUGAUCACCCAAGUUUUUACUGAUUCUGCUUUGUUGUCCGUGCAGUUCCAUCCAGACGGUCAGCUUUUGGCUGCUGGCGGUGCUGAGGGCCAUAUUAAGGUCUUCGAUGUCAAGAGCAGUGUCCUGGCGGCAGAUUUUACCAUGUCUGGGCCUGUCAAGUGCCUUUUCUUCUCUGAGAAUGGUACUUUCUUGGCUGCUGUGGCUGCUCAGUCAACCACUGUCUCGAUUUGGGACCUGCGUAGCUCCAAGGAAACCAAGGUGCUGGACACCGGUAAUGAGGUCCAGUCAAUCUUCUGGGAUUACACUGGCCAAUUCCUCUUAACUGGUGGCCCUAGUGGAUUGACUGUUCAACAAUUCACCAAAUCAUCUAAGCAGUGGUCAGAGCCCUUGCGGAGUGCUGUGCCAGCUGUUGCUGUCGCAUGGGGAUCUUCCGCUCAAAGCAUUGUGGCCUUGAAUGAGGCUGGUUCUGUGACUGUGCUGCAGUCAUAA
This is a messenger RNA of Penicillium verhagenii, 1425 nucleotides long. Its product is annotated as pre-mRNA-processing factor 19 family protein. Gene Ontology annotation, molecular function: protein binding; ubiquitin protein ligase activity. Bases 1 to 1425 code for a protein of 474 amino acids. The record is from RefSeq and is a predicted model, not a curated record. Gene Ontology annotation, cellular component: Prp19 complex; cytoplasm; U2-type catalytic step 1 spliceosome. Lineage: Eukaryota; Fungi; Ascomycota; Eurotiomycetes; Eurotiales; Aspergillaceae. The transcript has 5 exons. Gene Ontology annotation, biological process: DNA repair; protein ubiquitination; mRNA splicing, via spliceosome.